This is a messenger RNA of Orussus abietinus, 3567 nucleotides long. RefSeq names its product gamma-aminobutyric acid type B receptor subunit 2 (gene GABA-B-R2). The record is from RefSeq and is a predicted model, not a curated record. Lineage: Eukaryota; Metazoa; Arthropoda; Insecta; Hymenoptera; Orussidae. Gene Ontology annotation, biological process: G protein-coupled receptor signaling pathway; gamma-aminobutyric acid signaling pathway. Gene Ontology annotation, molecular function: G protein-coupled GABA receptor activity. The annotation marks the transcript as partial. Gene Ontology annotation, cellular component: membrane; G protein-coupled receptor heterodimeric complex. The transcript is spliced from 16 exons.
CUCAGCUACGCGGACACUCAUCCCAUGUUCACCAGCGACAGUUUUCCAAACUUCUUCCGGGUGGUACCGUCCGAAAAUGCAUUUAAUGCACCCCGAGUAGCUUUGCUGAUGCACUUCAAUUGGACCAGAGUCGGUACCAUAUAUCAAAAUGAGCCCAGAUAUGCUCUGGCUCAUAACAGACUGGUCGCCGACCUGGACGACAAUAGGAUGGAAGUCGUCGAGACGCAAAGCUUCGCCACCGAGGUGACUUCGGCCCUGGAGAAGCUCAAAGGAAAAGAUGUCAGGAUCAUCCUUGGCAACUUCGACGAAAUGUGGGCGCGCAGAAUCUUUUGCGAGGCCCACAAGUUCGGCAUGUUUGGCAGGAAGUACCAAUGGGUGAUCAUGGGCACUUAUGCAGAAGAAUGGUGGCUUCGGCCAGGAGGAGGCUGCGCACCCUCGGAGCUUUCGGAAGCUCUGCACGGCGCCAUCUUGACCGACCUACUUCCGCUUUCCACCGAGCAGCAAAUCACGGUUUCCGGAAUCACGCCGGACGAGUACCAAGUGGAGUACGACUCGAGGAGAGGUACCGAGUACUCGAGAUUCCACGGGUACACCUACGACGGGAUCUGGGCCGUGGCUUUGGCAAUACAGCACGUUGCUCGUCGGAUAAGGCAUUAUCGGCGAAACCAGACAGUAGCCGAUUUCCGGUAUAGGGAUGCCCUUUGGGAGCGCCUCUUCCUGGAGGCCCUGAAGAACACCAGCUUCGAGGGAGUCACUGGUCCCGUGCGAUUCUACGACAACGAGAGAAAAGCGUACAUCUUGCUGAAGCAGUUUCAGAGCGGAAGUGAGGUUAAGGUCGGCGAGUACAACGGCGUGACGGGUAACCUAGAUCUGAGCAGAGGUCAACCCUUGGUAUGGAGGGGCAGGUCCCCCCCGAAGGAUCGAACCGUCCACAUAAUCGAACACUCGAUGGUGAACAUCACGAUCUACGCGGUUCUCGCCGCCAUUGCGAGCAUCGGUAUCGUCAUGGCAGCCAUCUUUCUCGCCAUAAACAUCAGAUACAGGAACCAGAGGUACAUAAAAAUGUCGUCGCCACACCUGAACAACCUCAUUAUCGUGGGGUGCAUGCUGUCCUACAGUAGUGUGAUUUUUCUGGGGCUAGACUCGCAGUUGUCAAGUGUAACCGCCUUCCCCUACAUAUGCACAGCCAGGGCCUGGUUGUUAAUGUCGGGCUUCUCCCUCGCAUUCGGAUCCAUGUUCUCCAAGACCUGGCGCGUGCACUCCAUCUUCACGGAUGUAAAGCUCAAUAAAAAGGUGAUAAAAGACUAUCAAUUGUUCAUGGUCGUUGGAGUACUCCUCCUCAUUGACUUGGUGAUCAUGACCACGUGGCAGGUCGCCGAUCCAUUUUUCAGGGCCACUAAGCAGAUGAACCCUUAUCCGCAUCCUUCCAGCGAGGACAUCAUUAUCAUACCGGAGAACGAGUACUGUCAGAGUAAUCGAAUGACGGUGUUCCUAGUAAGCAUAUACGCUUACAAAGGUCUCCUGAUGAUAUUCGGAGCUUUCCUCGCCUGGGAAACGAGACAUGUCAGCAUACCAGCCCUGAAUGACAGCAAGUAUGUCGGACUGAGCAUAUACAAUGUUGUCAUCAUGUGUGUCAUCGGGGCUGCCAUCAGCUUCCUGCUCUCCGACAAGCAGGACGCCCUCUUCGUCAUCCUGGCGGUCUUCAUCAUCUUCUGCAGCACGGGCACCCUUUGCCUCGUUUUCGUCCCGAAGUUGAUAGAACUUCGUAGGAAUCCUCAGGGUGCAAUCGACAAAAGAAUUAGGGCAACCCUGAGGCCAAAUUCUAAAACACGAAGGGACUCGACAGCGAGCGAACUGGAAGAACGUUUAAAAGAUGCAACCGUCGCCAACCAGAAGUUCCGAAAGCAACUCCUGGAGAAGGAAUCCGAGUUUCAGAGAGAACUUAAAGUGACGACCACCUCGAAAGCUCACCUCGUAAAGCUUUUCGAUUCUACAGUGCUUUUCAUUCACACUUUAUCUGUAUAUAUGUAUAUGUUAGAGCCCACUGUCCAGCGGCAUGGCACCCAAAAUCACAAAGGACCGUCGCUGACCACAGAAACCACGGACAUUUCCGUGUCCAUGUGCAGCCUGAACUCGACGACGGCCUCGCAACCCGAAGGCGACUACGUCAACGUAACCGCGACCGAGCAGCACGCCGCGAAGAAGAAGACGUCCUUCUCGAAGUUGCCAGCGAUCGCGAUCGACAGCGAACGAAUCCCGUUGGUGGCUCCUGGUGCUACCUUGGUCGGCAAUGCAACGACCCUUCCACCAGCCCUGAAGCACCCCGACAGUGCCCUAAGACGCAGAGGUCGACUUGCCGACUCCAGGGACUCGAAGGAGUCCGAACCUCUGAUCCUGCGAAGCCCUGAGAUCAGGACCAGAGGUGAGACCAACGUCGACUUCGUUCCCGAAGCCGUCGAGGAAACGGACUCUAUCGUUCUCGAAGAGACCGAGAUUCCCAGAGACACCAGGACCUCUAAGUGUAGGGACGAACAUAGAUCCAGGCUACCCACGCCGCCCCCUGCGACUGCGAAAAAUGUCUCCUUCGGGGAACUACAGGAGCAAAGCUACCUCGAACAAGCUAUCUUACCUCCGCCCUUGCAGUUCGUACCGAAACAUCGGCAUACAGGCUCGGUAAGCACUCACCAGGCGACUCUUCGGAGGAGAUCUUCCGUGAAGAACAACGGGGUGGCCCACUCCUAUCACGAACUCUUCGAGAAGCGGAGACCCAGCGUUCCCGCCAACUCCAUCAGCUAUAUAUCGACGGAGAACGUCUCCAGGUCCAUGGGCCACGACGAGUCCUCGGGCACCUUCGACAAGGCCUACGUCAUAGGGGAGUGUGGCCACAGGAGGGCUCUAGGAGGCACCGGAUACAGGUGCGAAAAGCACGGGGGUGGACGAGGACACAGCCACGUCAUGCUCAAUGGCUCCACCGACACACCUACGUCUCGUCGUCAUCGGAACCACUACGAAGCCCACAACGCCAGCUCUCCUAGUGUGCCCGCCAUGGUCAACGCCAGUUGCUCGGAUACUGAGAAGUACUACGAGGAGUCGAUGUCGAGCAUCAUCCAGCGGUCGGUGUCGGAGCGGUCUCGGGAGAAGUGCGCCCACGGACGGCUGCCAGCGGGCGGGCAUUCCGUGGCGGAGUGCCCGCAUAGGGCUGCAGCUGCGGCCAGGCGGACGCGGGAGUGCCGGCACGCGGAAUCGAAGUUGCGCCAGCAGGCCCGGAUGGAGUACGUCCAGAGCACCCCGAACGUGGCUACGAUACACAACAGCAAGUUCGCCAGCGCCAAUCCGAGAGCUGGCGAUGGAGCUGGGGGGGUCGGGAGUGGCGGGAGUGGAGGACCAGGGACCUCCAAGAUGUACAGUGCCGUGUCGGACGGGGAGCUCCUGGAUCUGGCGAUCCUGCCGAUUUUUCAGAAGCUGCUCAGCGAGCGGCACAAGGGCUCCGCCAGGGGCGGCUACGGGGCCAGCAUCGCCAGCUGUCCCAACAUCUCGAUCAAGUGCGACAUUGUCGAGUACCUAUAA